AUGUCUGAUCAAAAUUGGAAACAGAAUUUAAAUCUUCCAGCUAGAGAUACUAGACCACAAACAGAAGAUGUUUUAAAUACAAAAGGAAAAACAUUUGAAGAAUUCAAUUUAAAACGAGAAUUAUUAAUGGGGAUCUUUGAAGCAGGAUUUGAAAAACCUUCACCCAUUCAAGAAGAAUCAAUCCCCAUGGCAUUAGCAGGUAGAGAUAUAUUAGCAAGAGCUAAGAAUGGUACUGGUAAAACUGCAUCAUUUGUCAUUCCUUGUUUACAACAAAUUAAACCAAAAUUAAAUAAAAUUCAAGCAUUAAUUUUAGUUCCAACUAGAGAGUUGGCAUUACAAACUUCACAAGUUGUUAGAACAUUGGGUAAACAUUUAGGUAUUCAAUGUAUGGUUACCACGGGUGGUACUUCCUUAAGAGAUGAUAUCGUUAGAUUAAAUGAUCCUGUUCAUAUAUUAGUUGGUACUCCUGGUAGAGUUUUAGAUUUGGCAUCUAGAAAAGUGGUUGAUUUAUCUGAAUGUCCAGUGUUUGUAAUGGAUGAAGCUGAUAAAAUGUUAUCAAGAGAAUUUAAAGGUAUAAUUGAACAAAUUUUAGAAUUUUUCCCGGAAAAUAGACAAGCAUUAUUAUUUUCAGCAACUUUCCCAUUGGCAGUUAAAUCAUUUAUGGAUCAGCAUUUAAAUAAACCUUAUGAAAUUAAUUUAAUGGAUGAAUUAACUUUAAGAGGUAUUUCACAAUUUUAUGCUUUUGUUGAAGAAAAACAAAAAUUACAUUGUUUAAACACUUUAUUUAGUAAAUUACAAAUCAAUCAAUCAAUUAUAUUUUGUAAUUCAACAAAUAGAGUUGAAUUAUUAGCUAAAAAAAUUACAGAAUUAGGAUAUUCAUGUUAUUAUUCUCAUGCAAAAAUGCCUCAACAAGCUAGAAAUAAAGUUUUCCAUGAAUUUAGACAAGGAAAAGUUCGUAAUUUAGUUUGUUCCGAUUUAUUAACCAGAGGUAUUGAUAUUCAAGCAGUUAAUGUUGUUAUUAAUUUUGAUUUCCCCAAAACUGCUGAAACUUAUUUACAUAGAAUUGGUCGUUCUGGUAGAUUUGGUCAUUUAGGUUUAGCCAUUAAUUUAAUGAGUUGGAAUGAUCGAUAUUCAUUAUAUAAAAUUGAACAAGAAUUAGGUACUGAAAUUAAACCAAUUCCUGCUGUUAUUGAUAAGAAAUUAUAUGUUGCUGAAAAUGAAGAUGCGGUUCCAAGACCAUUUAGAAUUGAUGAAUUACCAAAAGGUAAUUCUACCGUACAUGGUAAAGGUUAUGAAUAUAAGGGACAACCUGAACAACAUCAACAGCAACAACACCUGCAACAUCAUACUCCACAGCAACAACAGCUGUCUCCUGGAUCUGCGCAAGCGACCCCUUCACAUGCAGGUACUCCCCAACAACAGCAACCGCAACAACCACAAGCUCCUGUACAACAGAUACCAGGACAAUAUGCGCCACAAGCUGUCCCAUCUCCACAAUAUAACGGAUAUCCAUACCAACAACAUGUCCCACAACAAUUUGCAGGAUAUCAACCCCAACAAUAUAACCAGUAUCAACCACAACAACAGCCUCCCCAACAACAACCAGCACAACAAUAUCAAUAG
Messenger RNA from Hemisphaericaspora subhashii, 1623 nucleotides. It is a transcript of the gene DHH1, whose product is annotated as DExD/H-box ATP-dependent RNA helicase. Gene Ontology annotation, molecular function: mRNA binding; ATP binding; RNA helicase activity. NCBI's taxonomy places the organism in Eukaryota, Fungi, Ascomycota, Pichiomycetes, Serinales, Debaryomycetaceae. The record is from RefSeq and is a predicted model, not a curated record. Gene Ontology annotation, cellular component: P-body; cytoplasmic stress granule. The coding region runs from base 1 to 1623 and encodes 540 amino acids. The transcript has a single exon. Gene Ontology annotation, biological process: P-body assembly; cytoplasmic stress granule assembly.